This is a messenger RNA of Naumovozyma dairenensis CBS 421, 2364 nucleotides long. RefSeq names its product Rgd3p (gene RGD3). Lineage: Eukaryota; Fungi; Ascomycota; Saccharomycetes; Saccharomycetales; Saccharomycetaceae. The record is from RefSeq and is a predicted model, not a curated record. The transcript has a single exon. Bases 1 to 2364 code for a protein of 787 amino acids.
AUGUCCCGAUCAGAAUCUAAUACAGAAAAUCAAACAAGAGUAGUAAAAUAUACUUUAAGGACAACAUUUUGGUCGAAAGAUUAUAUCACGGGGAUUAAUACAUUUUUAAAUCAGAUUAAAAAUGAUAAUAAAAUUUUAACUACGCAACUCACUACAUAUUCGAAUUUCCAGAAUGAAUGUUGGUCAAAAUUCAUCAAAUCAUUAUCAUCUUCUGUAUCCACAUCGGAUGGGAACAAUCCAAUACUGUAUCUAUUUUAUAAGAAACUAUCCGAAUCAGACAUCGAUGAAGUGAUGACAGUUUCAUGUUUGGAUCCAUUGCGUAAAGUGUUGAAAAGGAAUGAGGAAUUUUUAUGGGUAACUGAGAAUGAACUAAAAACUAAAUAUGAUUAUUUCAUUAAAGAUUUUAAAUCCACUAAAGAAGCUAUGGUUGAAUGUGAAAAACGUACUGAGAUGUUAUCUAAUCAAUACAAAACCUUUCCAAAAGAUAUUGAAGAGGUAAAGAAGCAAGAACAUGACAAAGAGGAUGAAGUGCAAGGGGAGGACGAAGUAGGAGAAAAGAUUAAAGUUAACGAUAACAGGGAAAUUUCUCUGGAGCGUUCUGAUACGGCUGACAAUUCACCAUUUAACAUAACCUAUCCCUUUGAAUUAGAUACAAGAUUACUUUUCCAAACUCAAGUUGACUUUUUUACUUUUCUUAAUAAAUUAAAGGAUACGGUUCCAGUAGAAAAAAGAAUGAUAUCAAUUCCAGGAUUAAGUAAUGAUGGAUUUCAAGGAAGCACAUUACUACAUGAAAUUAAGAAACAAGAUAUAAAAAUAGAUACAUCAUCAUUUAAUAUGGACCGAAUUGGCCAAAUUUUUAUUGAUUUAAAUAUUAUUCAAGAGAACUCAUUGAAUUAUUUUACUGUUUCGUCUUCAAGGGUACUUUUUGCUAAUGAUAGUUAUUAUCAUUGGGUCGGUACUACUUUCAAAUACAUAACUGCUUCAUUGACGACUUUAACACCAAGUUCAUCUGCAAGUUCAUCGAUUAUUCGAACUAAUACAGUCGGUACAAACUCAAUGGAAGAAACACAUGGAAGAAAGAAGAAAACAUAUGGCGAAUUAGAACAUGAUGCAAUUCAAACAACAACUAGAUCUAUCUCUAGUUGGUUUCGUAAAAUAAGUAUGGCAGAUGGAGGUGAAGAAAGUGAUACUGAUUUACUAAGAGGACAAUUAUUACAGUGGGAACACAAAGCAUUAAAAAGGUUUUGUAAGUUGGAGUACUCUAGGAUCCAACUAGAAAAAGCAAUCUUUGAGAAUUGUAAGAAAUAUUCUGCACUGACGGAAGAUUUGAUCGCAACAAUAAAUCAAACUCAUCUUGCUGCCAAUCAUAGUAUUGGGGGUUUAAUCAAGAUUUGGGAUAUUGAUGAUUCGAAGAGAAAGUCUAACUAUGUUCACGAAUUUUAUGGAGCUAAGGGCGGCUACCUUGGAUUUUUUUCAAGAGAUAAUUGUAUUCCAUUCAAUGGUUGGUUAACUAAUUCAAAUCAUAUUGAAAAAAAGGCCUUUCUUUUCGGGCAUGCAAUUGAUGAUAAUAUUCUCGACAGUAUAACAUUAAUUUUGAGAUUUAUUGAGAAUGGUAACAAUAACCAAGAAUUAAGGAGUAAAGGUUAUUUGCUUAAACAUGUUUACCAAAGUUGGAGGAAUGAUAUUGAUCUUAUACGUGUUGCUAAUCUUCGAAGAGAACUUCUCGAAGAAUUUAUGAAUAACGGUUUCGAUAAUAAAAAGGCUAUAGAGAAGUUAACAGAUACAAACCAUACUAACGUAAAUAUAUUAAUUAAUGAUUGGGUUGGGUUAAUAAAAUUAUGGCUUCUAGAGUUACCAAAUUGCUUAUUUUCAUCGUCUUGUUACGACAAUAUCAUGAACAUUAAAAUACCUAUUACAACUGAAUCGAUAAAUAGUGAUUCUUUCAACUGGAUGGACGAACUGCCGCCUUACAACAUUAAAUUAAUUUUAGAAUUCUCAAAACAUUUUGGAUGGUUGACAGACCAUCAAGUACAGGGAAGUGAUGUGGUCUCGGAUCUAUUCUAUGAUAAUAUGGAUAUACCACUGUUUCAUUUGUUUAUAAGGCCACUCGGGCUGAGAGAGCCAACUCAUGUUGUCAAAUUAUCUCCAAUUAUAUGCGAAUUAUUUUCCAAUAAAAUGAUUUACGAAAAGUUUAAAGAAAAGCUAAAAAACGAAAUAGAAGAGAAAGGCAACAUUCCAGCAUUGAAUAGUGACAAAAAAGUGGUGGAACCAGAACCAGAAGUCCCAUCUAUUGUGAUUAAACAAGGGGAAGAAAAAAAGAAGAAGAAAGUACAGUCAAUACUGAACUCCCUGCUGAAGACAUAG